AUGGCAUUCAACUCGUCCGCCGAUGCGUCCGGCCACACGCGCCAUCACAACAACCCCUUUGGCAUCAAGGCGCUCAAGGAGGACGCCCACCCGUCCACUGCCAACGCAUCCUCUUCUCACCACAACGGCAGCGACAAGGAGGGCGGCGACGAUGAUUCGCGAGGCAAGAGGUCCAAACGCAGCCGGCUGAAGGCGCGCAGCAUGAGCCCCUUCCGGCUGAGGUACAGCCGCUCCUCGUCGAAGAAGAAGGACGACGACGCAGACGACUCCAACGGCGCCGAGAGCGACGCAGAGUCGGUGGCCAGCAGCACAGGCUCGGGCAUCACGCCGCGCAACAACGCAUUCAACGUCGAGUUUGACGACGACGGCGCCGGCCCGUCGUCGCGCAGGACCUCGACCGACGCUGUAGGCUCGUCGCACGUCAUCGAUGCCCGCGACGAGGCGCAGCGGCUGCACCACGACACCGACGACGACGAACACGACGACCGCGGCGAACACGAAGACGACGACACCGAUGACGACGAGGGCGAUGACGACGACGAAGACGACGUCGACCCGGAGCUGCUCGACAACACGCUGUUCAAUGCCGGCUGCCUCGACCUACACGAAGACUGGGUCCAGGGCGGCGCUGGGAGCACACCGGGUGGCGGCCACUCGCACCAUCACGACACCUACAUCGACGAGAACCUCGAGCACGACGACGACGAGCACAUCACCGCGCCCAACGUCGUGCUUGCCGAGCAGCAGGUCGGCCCGCACAUCCAGCGACGCGGCAGCAAGAUCAUGGCGCUCGACAUCAGCCGCCCGCUGUUUGAGCGCAACCGCUGCACCAUCACUCUCGUCCACGGCGACUACGACACGGCGGCAAAAGAGAGCAAGCGGCCGAAACGCUACAUUGUCGCCAGCGAUGGGAGCGAGGAAUCCUCGUACGCAAUUGAAUGGACCAUCGGCACGGUGCUGCGGGAUGGCGACGAGACGCUCGUCGUCUCUGUCAUGGAGACCGACACCAAGCUCGACGCGCUCGACCCGGCGCACGAGCCGCACGCUGCGCGCAUGGAGCAUCAGCGCACCCGGCAGGGCAUGGCCUCUGUGCUGGCGCGGCAGGCGACGCACCUCCUCGAGCGUACGCGGCUCGAAGUCCGCAUCUCGUGCCAGGCAAUCCACGCCAAAAACUCGCGCCACAUGCUGCUCGACCUCAUCGACUUCUACGCACCCACUAUGGUCAUUGUCGGCUCGCGUGGCCUCGGGUCGCUGCGCGGUAUCCUGCUCGGCUCAACGAGUCACUACCUCGUGCAAAAGAGCAGCGCGCCCGUCAUGGUGGCCAGGAAGAGGCUCAAGCUGCCCGCGCUGCCGAGGGGCAAGGGCGAUGUGGUGCAGAGCGUGCGGAUGCGACACAUGAGACUCGAUCAGGCCGCCGUCGAGAAAAAGAGCAACGUUAGCGAGGAGGGCGCCAAGAAGGACAAGUCCGAGGGCGGCAACGCCAAAGCCGGUGCCGCCGAGCAUGACGACGAAGACGAGGGAGACGGCGAGGCCAAGUCGGAAAGCGAUGUUGCCGAAGCUGCAGACGAGGAUGCGCCGUCAUUGGCGCCACCGGAUCCGACAACAGCUCGGAACGCUGCGGCUCAACCGACCGCCGAUGGUCCACUCGUCGUGCUCGGCUCGAGCGGGGCGCCUUCGUUAUCGAGGACACCGGCCGAGCAAACAUCCGCAGCAUCCGCAGCAACCGCGCAACUGACGACGUCAGCGGGAGACGGCGUGAAUUCGCUCCCCUCCGUGGCCACAGCGGUCGGCAGCGAUAGCAACCCGACUCAGCCAGCCCCAUCGGAACCCGUUCAGCGGCAGAGGCUCGAGGCGCUGUCGCUCGACGACGCCGAGGCGGCAUCGGCGCAAGCCCAGGAUGCAAAACAAGAGGACGGAAGUGAUCAGGAGGCUGCCGCAGCGUCGGCUGGCGCCGCAGAGGGACAGGAAGGGGAGCCUGAGGAGCGCGGGCGAAAGGCGACGAGGGACAUUGUGCUCUAG
Messenger RNA from Pseudozyma flocculosa PF-1, 2019 nucleotides. RefSeq lists its product as uncharacterized. The record is from RefSeq and is a predicted model, not a curated record. Lineage: Eukaryota; Fungi; Basidiomycota; Ustilaginomycetes; Ustilaginales; Ustilaginaceae. The transcript has 2 exons. The coding region runs from base 1 to 2019 and encodes 672 amino acids.